Molecule: messenger RNA, 1275 nt
Organism: Linnemannia hyalina
Lineage: Eukaryota; Fungi; Mortierellomycota; Mortierellomycetes; Mortierellales; Mortierellaceae
Source: the annotation of a GenBank genome assembly
AUGCCUGCCACUCAGCACGAUCAGUCCGUCGACGCCGUCGCCGAUGCCCUUCUCAACAAGGGCCACAUCUCUGAGAAGACCUUCCCCCAGGAGCACUUCCACAUCGUCCCCCCAGUCGCCCCCGGAUCCGGCACCCCCGCCGUUGCCGCCGCUACCGCCGAUGGAACCGCCGCCGCUCCUGCCCUCCCCUUGCUCUUCCAGCCUUUCACCGCCAAGAACCUCACCCUCGUCAACCGUGUCGUUGUUGCCCCCAUGUGCAUGUACUCGUCCAAGGAUGGUUUCAUGACCGACUACCAUUUGGUCCACUUGGGUUCCUUUGCCCUUCACGGUGCUGGGUUGGUCCUUGCUGAGGCCACCGCUGUCGAGGCUCGUGGUCGUAUCAGUCCUGGAUGCGCUGGUAUCUACAAGGAUGAUCAUAUCCCUGGUCUCAAGCGCGUUGUUGACUUUGUUCACUCCACCGGCGGAAAGAUUGGUAUCCAGUUGGCCCAUGCAGGUCGCAAGGCUUCAAGCCAGCCCUUCCACACCCCCGAGGUCUUUGGCCCCGAGGAGUACUGGAACGACCAGGUCGUCGGCCCCUCGGGCGGCCCCGACUUCCAAUGGGACGACAAGCACCGCAUCCCCCGCGAGCUCUCCGUCCAAGAGAUCCAGGAUGUCAUCAAGGCCUUUGGAGCCGCCGCCGUCCGCGCCGACAAGGCCGGCAUGGACACUGUCGAGAUCCACGGCGCCCACGGCUACCUGAUUCACAACUUCCUCUCGCCCAUCACCAACCACCGCACCGACAAGUACGGAGGAUCCCUUGAGAACCGCGCCCGUUUCAUGCUCGAGGUCAUCGACGAAGUCCGCAAAAACUUUAACCCCGCCAAACCCAUCUUCCUCCGCCUCUCGGCAUCAGACUGCGUCGAGCACCUCGACAUCACCUCCUUUGAGAUCAACCAGGCCGUCCAGGUCUCCCAGUGGGCCAAGGACGCCGGUGUCGAUGUCAUCCACAUCUCGUCAGGAGGAAACACCGCCCUCCAGAAGGUCUCCUACUCCCCCGGUUACCAGGUCCACUACGCCUCCCGUAUCCGUAAGGACGUUCCCGGCCUUCCCGUCGUCUCUGUUGGUUCGAUUACCUCGGGCAAGCAGGCCGAGGAGAUUCUCCAGAACGGUGAUGCCGAUUUGAUUGCUGCCGCUCGUGCCUUCUUGAAGCACCCAACUUUUGCCCUCGAUGCCGGUCGUGAGCUUGGCGUCAAUGUCAACUAUGCUCCUCAGUACUUUGCCGCCCGCUAUGCUUAA